Molecule: messenger RNA, 1272 nt
Organism: Cucurbita moschata (crookneck pumpkin)
Lineage: Eukaryota; Viridiplantae; Streptophyta; Magnoliopsida; Cucurbitales; Cucurbitaceae
Product: protein PLANT CADMIUM RESISTANCE 11
Exons: 5
Coding region: 434-1030 (198 amino acids)
Source: RefSeq, a predicted model, not a curated record
GGAAGAGAUUUCCACACCUUUAUAAGGAAUGCUUCGUUUCCCUCUCUAACUGAUGUGGGAUCUCACACCAAUCUAAAUUUCUCUCUGACGGUGGGCAAUGAUCUCUUCGUUGAUCCUCAGCACCCCGUUUGGCUGCAGUUUUGGUAAGUCGUUCGACCUCAUUGUCGUAAGCUGUCAAAAGUAGAACUUUCUUCUUCUUCUUCUGGAUAUCAAUUACUUCAUUAACUUCAUAAACCAGUAGAUUAAAAAGACCAUGUGAAAUGAAAGGAGAUUAAUAUAUAAACUACUUCUCGUAUAUCAAAAAAUUCACAACUGUAAAAACGGUUAUCUUGAAUAGACACGACCGCCCUUUCACCCCUUUGGAACUGUCUCAGUUAUGAAAAUUUCCAAUAAAGAGAAACACACAGCCCUUCUAUGAACACUCUUCAAGCGUAUGGAUGAUCAGCAGAAACUUGCCAAUUUCUCUUCUUUACCGUCAGCACCACCCCUACCGCCUCCGCCCCCGCCACCACCACCCUCUUUUUCUGCCAAUUUCAGCCACCCCCACAUGGCGGCGCCGGUCGAUUACCCCCGAAAUCCCUGCGAACCCCAGCCCCACUCCACAGUUGCUUGGUCCAGCGGUCUCUGCGACUGCUGUAACGACGUUAGUAUCUGCUGUUUGACUUGCUGGUGUCCCUGCAUUACGUUCGGCCACAUAGCAGAGAUAGUAGACAGAGGAUCAAUAUCGUGUGGCGUUAGCAGUGCAAUUUACUUGUCAAUACUAUGCCUAACGGGGUGCUCGUGCUUGUACUCUUGCCUUUACCGCUCGAAAAUGAGGGGACAGUUCUCGUUGGAAGAGAGCCCUUGCUGUGAUUGCUGCGUCCACUGCUUGUGUGAGCAAUGUGCGCUAUGCCAACAGUAUAGGGAGCUUCAACACCAAGGCUUCGACAUGUCAUUUGGAUGGCAUGGGAAUGUGGAGAGGCAGAGAAGGAUUGCUGCUCGUGCUGCUGCGACGCCGCCGCCGCCCAGUGUGCAAGGAAUGAUUCGUUAACGCCAUGCGGGUACAAUGAAUGAGGAUAAAAAGAUGAGAGAAAGUGGGAAUUAAUGUCUGGGGAAUGAACAUAGUUGGCUGCCCAUUUGCUUCAAUGUCCUAGAUUUUGUCCCUUAUCCAUAUCUAUCCAUUUCUUUUUUAACCCAUAUACCUUCUUUUAUAUAUAUAUAUAUAUAUAAAUAUAUAUGAAGUUAUGGUCGGGUCCUAUUUGAUCCUUUUGGAGCUUGUCUUCGAUACUCAUG